AUGUCCCUCCCCUCAAACAUCCACGUCUCCUCCCAUCCCUGCCUCCAGGCUAAGCUGUCCCAGCUCCGCUCAGCAAGCACAAGCCCCCGCGAAACAAGAGCGCUCAUCCACGAGAUCGCCUCGAUACUGGGCGUCGAGGCAUUUGCAAAGGGACUCACCGUUACGAAGACCGGGACGGACCACACCCCACUGGGCGCCUCGUACGAGACCCAAAGCAUCGAUCCAGCCGAUCUAGCCCUGGUUCCGAUCCUGCGAUCAGGACUGGGCAUGGUUGAGGCCCUCAACGCCCUCCUCCCAGCCGCCGUCCCAAUCUACCACCUAGGCCUAUUCCGGGAAAAAAUCACGCUGCAGCCCGUAGAAUACUACAACAACCUCCCCUUCCACCGGAGCGAGCUCUCGCCGCAAAGUCCCGCGCUCCUGGACCCGGCGGCCGCGACGACGAACACGGCGUCUGCGACGCUGGCUGUUUUGCUCGACCCGAUCAUUGCGACGGGGGCAACGGCGGAGGCGGCGAUCCAGCUUUUGCGAGAGUGGGGGGUGCAGAGGGUUAUUAUGUUGAGUGUGCUUGCUUCGGAGGAGGGGGUUAGGCGGGCGGCGGGGACGUGGGAGGGGGUUGAGGUUUGGGUUGGGGGGGUGGAUGGGGUUGUUAAUGAGAAGGGGAUGAUUGUGCCUGGGGUUGGGGAUAUUGGGGAUCGGUUGUUUGUUGCUAUUGGGAAGUAG
Molecule: messenger RNA, 720 nt
Organism: Penicillium verhagenii
Lineage: Eukaryota; Fungi; Ascomycota; Eurotiomycetes; Eurotiales; Aspergillaceae
Product: uracil phosphoribosyltransferase
Exons: 3
Coding region: 1-720 (239 amino acids)
Source: RefSeq, a predicted model, not a curated record